Ascoidea rubescens DSM 1968 is the source of this 3582-nucleotide messenger RNA. RefSeq names its product glutamine amidotransferase subunit DUG2 (gene DUG2). The transcript has a single exon. NCBI's taxonomy places the organism in Eukaryota, Fungi, Ascomycota, Saccharomycetes, Ascoideales, Ascoideaceae. Bases 208 to 3537 code for a protein of 1109 amino acids. Gene Ontology annotation, molecular function: protein binding; peptidase activity. The record is from RefSeq and is a predicted model, not a curated record. Gene Ontology annotation, biological process: glutathione catabolic process; proteolysis.
CACUUUAUUGGACGUGAAUUGCUUCAUCUAUAUACCCAAUUUUAUUUGCCAUAAUCCAGACACUUUUUUCAUAUUCCAUUGAAAUAUUCAAGACAUUCCUCUAUCUGUCUUCCCCUGCUAUUAGUCAUUUGCAACAUCCCCAACCAUCCUGCUUUUGGUAUAAAUACCUGAGUAUCUGCUUUUAAACCCACAUAUUUAUUCAGCCAAAUGAGCAGCAACAACGACAAAGAUCUUCCUGAUAACGAAUUCCUGGACGUCGACUUCAGCGGACUGUUUGGUCAAGAGUACAACAAAGAGGUUAACAAGGAGUUGGACAAGAUGACUGUUUCGCUAAUUAGUCAAGACAACAACACCAUAACUGACAACUUAAGGAAGAAAAGAUUACCUGAAAUCAGUGCUACUCCCACUGUCCUAACCAGUCGUCAUUUGCCUUUGACUUACAAAAAUCAAUCCAACAACAACAGUAACAGUCAAAUAAACAAUUCCAAUUAUAACAACACUGCCAAUGACGCUUACGAGUUAAACAAUGCCCCAUACACUCAGAUGAAUAAUUCCUUUUCAAAUUUGUCUAUUCAUUCCAACAACUCUUCAAUUUUUAACAACAAUUACAACAAUUACAACAACUACAACAACUACAAAAAUUACAAUAACACAAAUACUAUCAAUGGUGGCUGCAAAAUCCCUUCUUUAAUUCAUAAAUGGCACCACAAUUUUUCAAUUUUAUCAAUAAAAUCUGAUCCUAUUAAUAACAUCUUGAUUUGUGGAACCCAGGACUCCAAAAUCCUAAUUUUUGAUCUAAAUUCUUUCAAUUUAAUCAAAAUCUUACUUGGCCAUUACAGCUCUAUUUUAUCUUUAUCUCUAUCAAAGGAUUCAAAAUUCUUAAUUUCUUCUGCCUCUGACUCCUUAAUUAAAAUCUGGAAUUUGCCAAUUAUUCUAGACUCUCCAUCGUUGAAUUAUAACAACUCCAUUACAAUCUAUUCUUUAAUUGACGUCGGUGAUAUCUUUAGUGUUUCCUGGUCUCCAUCUUUAAACACAAUUUUCUUUGGUUGCCAAAAUGCUUCAAUUUUAUACGUCCACUUAUCUCAAACUUUACCUAAAAACGAUCCCUCGUUUUUACCUUUAAAUCGUUUUGAUAAAUUUUUUGAUUCCAAGGGUCCAACUGGCUUACCAAAUAAAAGCUUGUUAAGCUCAUCUAACAUCAAUUUUAACAAUGGUAGCACCAGCACCCUCAACACAAAUAAUAACAACAACAACAGCAACAGUCCCUCAUCUUCAUCAUCUCCUCCUCUAUCUGUUUCUCCCUCUUCAAUCGAUAUCACUGUUGAUGCUAACGGUAACAGCUUAAUUGAGGUUCCAUCAAAAAACAUAAUUCCAUAUGCGCACAAUGGUUUUGUCUACUCUUUGCAAACUUACUCCAAAGAUGAAUUCUCAAACAUAGAUUUAAACACAGACAAACCCUUUGACGAGAUCCUAAUCUCCGGUGGUGGUGAUGGUUUAAUCAAAUUCUGGUCUUUAUCCAAACAUCCCUCGAAUAGCAAAUCCUCAAAUCAAAAGAAAAGUCCCAUCAACUUUCUUUUCUCCCUAGAUAACAAAGAUAGCGUCUUAUCUUUUUACAAAAACUCCUCCUUUCUCUAUUGCGGUUUAACAAAUGGCCAAAUCAAAAUAUGGGAUUUGUCUACUUUACAAUUAAUCCAAUACUUGAAAAAUGAAAAAGAAGGCGACAUCAUGUCUCUAGCUGUUUAUAACAACUGUUUAUUCAAAGGCACUGAUUUAGGUCUAACAAAAUAUGACUUAUCCUCAUUUGCUUCCCCAGAUAACAGCAACACUCUUACCAACAUCAACCCAAACAAUAAAUGGAUCGCACACGAUACCAGAGUUUUAAGUAUCGAAGUCAUGAAAAGAAAUAACCAAUCUUAUCUAAUCACAGCUGCAAAUGAUGCCUCAGUAGCUAUUUGGAAUCUCGAUGGUGAUAAUUCUUCUUCUUUGAUUUCUCUUAUCAAUUCAAACUCAAAUCCAAACCUAAAUAUAAACCCCGAAGAACCUAACUUUGAUUAUCACGAUUCUAAUAUUCAAAAUGAUUUAAAUAGUAUUGAGAAUACUCUUGUCAAAAAAAAAAAAAAAUUGGAAAAUCUUUUGCUGUUAAAAAAUGCUCUAACCAACAAUCAUUUAUUGGAACUUUUGACAUAUUUUGUAUCUUUUAAAACAGUCUCAAAAAACCCAGAAUUAUUUAUUCAAGAUUCCAGGAAUUGCGCCAUUUUUUUAAUGAAUUUACUUAAAAAAUUUGGGGCAAAAUCAAAAUUAAUUCCUUUGCCAGAUGGUAACCCAAUUGUCUAUGGUUGUUUUAAAGCUGCCAAAAAGAAUAAAAUUCUAACUAACAAAGACUUGAAUGCAAAAACUCAAGAUAAUAUUAAUAAUACUCCUAGAAUAUUAUGGUAUGGUCAUUAUGAUGUUAUUGAGGCCAAUAAAGAGAACGGUUGGGAAACAGAUCCAUUUGAGCUAACAGCUCAAGAUGGCUAUUUAUACGGUAGAGGUGUGACUGACAAUAAAGGCCCCUUAUUGUCUGCUAUCUAUUCCGUCGCUGAACUAGUUCAGUUAGGCCAGUUACAUUCAGAUGUCGUCUUUAUAAUCGAGGGUGAAGAAGAAUGUGGAUCAUUUGGGUUCCAAAACGUAAUCCAACAAAAUAAAGAAUUAAUUGGUAAUAUCGACUGGAUCUUAUUAUCCAAUUCUUACUGGCUAGAUGAUACCACUCCUUGUCUUAAUUAUGGUUUAAGAGGCGUUAUCAGUGCUUCUAUCUCCAUAUCAAGCGACAAACCUGAUAGACACUCUGGUGUGGAUGGUGGUGUAUCUAGAGAACCUGCAAUGGAUUUGAUUAAUCUAUUAUCAAAACUAACUUCUGAUGAUAAUAAUAACAAAAUUUUAAUUCCAAACUUUUAUGAUCCUAUAAAACCUGUUACACAAGAUGAAAAAUCAUUUUAUGAAAAUAUUGUUAAAAGAGCUCAAAUUGAUUUUGAUAUUGAAACUCUAAUGAAAAAAUGGAGGUUCCCUUCUUUAACUGUUCAUAACAUUCAGUUUUCUGGUCCUGGCAAUUCCACUAUUAUACCUCAAAGAGUUGAAGCCUCAUUAUCCCUACGUGUUGUUCCAGAACAAGAUAUAACAGAAAUUAAAAAAAAUCUAAUUUCUUAUUUGAAAAACUCUUAUAACAAGUUGAAUUCAUCCAACGAAUUGGAUAUCAAAAUAUUACACGAGUCCGAACCAUGGUUAGGCGAUCCAAAUAAUGAUUCUUUUAAAAUUCUUGAUAGAGAAAUUGAAAGAGAAUGGAAAAUCAAACCAUUAUACAUUAGAGAAGGUGGCUCGAUUCCUUCUGUUCGUUUCCUAGAAAAAUAUUUCAAUGCUCCAGCAGCACAAAUUCCUUGUGGCCAAUCUUCCGAUAAUGCACAUCUCAAUAAUGAGAGACUUUGUGUAACUAAUUUAUUCAAAUUAAGAAAUAUUCUAAAACGUGUUUUCAAAUCAUUACCAUCAAGAAAUCCAAGCAACUGAAAAAUAAAUUAAGAUACAAAAUUAUACUAUAUUCUUAUAUUAUAU